Messenger RNA from Arabidopsis arenosa, 3147 nucleotides. The record is from the annotation of a GenBank genome assembly. Lineage: Eukaryota; Viridiplantae; Streptophyta; Magnoliopsida; Brassicales; Brassicaceae.
CUGGUUUGCGGUGUUCCAAGAUGCCAACGGAUGAAGAAAUCAAGAGAAGAACUGAGGGUUCUGAGGCAUAUUGGAAUGAACUCUUCCCGCCAGGCUCUGCUGUUCCCACGGUAAAAUCUGUUCUUGAGAUGUUGAAGGAUCCGGAACUCGAUGAAGACAAACUUCUACCUUUGGCGUUGUUGGUUCUUGUUGAUGGCAUUGUAAUGUGCUCCAACAAAAAAUUGAAAAUUUCGAAGGAGACUGUUGGUCUUCUGCAGGAUACAGAUUUUUUCCUUUCAUUCCCAUGGGGUACGAAGAGUUUCACCAACACCUUCUCUCGUUUUUCUACGGGGUACACAUCGAAUGAAUCUCUCGUAGCUCGGUUGAAGCAAACGAAUAGUGCUUUCUAUGGAUUCCCUCUCCCACUGCAGCUCAUGGCCUUCGAAUGCAUUCCUUCUUUGACAACUAAGAUACCAAAUCCGAAAGACAUGUCUUCCUUUAUUGACAGUCCUUAUGGUUGCAGUUCCUCAGUAACCCUUCUAAGCGAGGAAGAUAUUGCUGCAGUGGAAACAGAGCCACAGCUUGUUGUGCACCCUAUUUUGGAAGCACCUGAUGAGUUGGAUGAGGAUGAGUUCUUAUGCGAUGACGAGGUAUAUGACUCGAAGGUAGAGAUGUUGGAAACAUUGAUUAAAGUUGGACACGAAUUUUCAUCACAAGAGUUCGUCGGAGGUGUCCCCGCUGGAGACCGGCUUGAAGUCUUUGAUGCACAUAUCUCGACAACUUUUCAAUCCAUCUUGGGUGUAGUGUUUGACAUCGUUGUAUCCGAUAAUUUCAUUAACUUGGGUUCCGAAGAGGCGAGCGUUCUUGAGGGAAAGUUCUUAUCGAUUGAUAAAUUACUCAACUACGAUAUACGCCAGGAAGAUGUGGAUAGACUGAAAGCGGCUAACAUCUGGAAUUCUCUGCUGGUCGGAAACAACAGUGAUGCUGACUUCUGGGGGGAUUGUCUUUUCGUCGGCAACAAGGAGCUCCUUGACGGAAUCCGUUUUUCAGAUGAUGAUGUGGCUGUCAAAAUCGAUAAAGCCAUUGACAAAAUGAUGGAUUCACUAAAAUCAAAAUUUAAUAAGUUCUUUCAACACAUUAAUCAUGAUUUUGAAAAUCGGUUGAAGACACGAAAGAAAGAGAAGAAAGAGAUGCAACCUGUGGUUCUUGCAGCUAAAGAAUGCUUCCAAAACUGCUUUUCUUUGUCUGAACUGCACGAGUGUCUUAGUGCCAAGUUUUCUCAGAAUCGCCAAACAACCGUAACCCUAUAUGAACACUAUACUAGGAAGAAAGGCGGAGAUGCUUAUGAUCAGCUGUCGUUGGUGCGUUCUUUACAAAGAAAGAAGAAAAAACAGCUUGAAGAUCAGAAGACUGAGGAAAGUCUUCUGAAAGAUGAUACUGAGGAAAGUCUUCUUCAAGAUGAUCAUCAGAAGACUGACGAAACUGGUCUUGUUGAUCAAAAGACUCUUGAAUGUCUUCAAGAUGAUCAGGCAAAGCGUCAAGAUCUUCCUCAAAUUUUGAGGCAGCUUUUCACUUCUAAGACGAGGAUGGCUGAAGCUAUUUCAUCUCAGAGGGAGAUGGUGGACACUCUAAUGGGAUUGCAAAGGAAGACUGCAACUAAGGAGGAACUAUCAUCUGUUCAGAGAGAUUUAAGAAGAAAACUCCAAAAUGUUGGCAGUGACAUAUCAAGUCAAGUGGUCACUAACAUUCAAGGAACUUUAACUUCUCGCAGUGACGAAGCUGUCACCUUAUUUGAAAAAGCUGUCAUUUCAAAGCUUAAAAGAGCUAUAAAUAAACUUCAGACAUCUGUCCAGGAAAGCGUCAAGAUUAGUGAUUCGGCCAAGACCUCCCAAAAAAGUCCCUCGAUGGAUGUGACUAAAGAAAUGGCUUUGUUGUUAGUUGAGGGAGGUUACGAACGGUGCUUCACUAUGGCUCUAGAGAUUGAUGAUGAUGAUGCUUCACUGUACUGGUUAUUGUCUAAGGUUCAACCAAAUCAACUAUUGGAGCCUGAGUCAUUUCAGCUGAGCCAGGAAACUCUUUGGGCGCUUCUGCAGCGUCUCCUCGAUUGUGGCUUCUUUUGCGUUAUGACAGAGACCCUUUUGAUAUUUGCGUGGUUCAAAGCUGUGACUAAAGUCCUUAAAACAGACCCGGACAUUUCAGGGGAUGCUGAAAAAGUCUUAGCAGAAGCCGAACGAGUUGUCCAAGACAAAAUUCUGUUAUACGUGAAUUCUGGCUUACUGGUAGAUGACACUCUCGCAGACGAAAUCAGAUUCUUCAAGCUCAACACCGGAGCCAUGAUACCAUCUGUUGGUCUCGGAACGUGGCAGGCUGAUCCUGGUCUUGUAGGAAACGCUGUCGAAGCCGCUGUUAAGAUUGGUUUUCAAAUCUAUGGCAACGAAAAGGAGAUUGGGUUAGUCCUGAAGAAACUGUUUGAUGAUGGAGUUGUUAAGCGUGAGGAAAUCUUCAUCACAUCCAAACUCUGCUGUACUUCUCAUAAUCCUCAAGAUGUGCCAGAUGCUCUGAACAGAACUCUACAGGAUCUACAGCUUGACUAUGUCGAUUUGUAUCUCAUUGACUGGCCUGUUAGCCUCAAGGAAGGUUCAACUGAUUUUAAGCCAGAGAACAAUUUGCCAACUGAUAUUCCUAGCACAUGGAAAGAAAUGGAAGCACUCGUUGAUGUGCGAAAGGCCCGAGCUAUUGGUGUCAUCAAUUUCUCAACAAAGAGACUCGCAGAGCUCUUGGAGGUGGCUCGCGUCCCUCCUGCUGUUAACCAGGUGGAGUGUCACCCAUCGUGGCAACAAACUGUGCUCAGGGAUUUCUGCAAAUCUAAAGGCGUUCACCUCUCUGGAUACUCUCCGUUGGGUUCUCCAGGGACAACGUGGCUCAAGAGCCCCAUUCUAGGCUCGGUUGCUGAGAGGGUAGGCAAGACUCCUGCGCAAGUUGCAUUACGUUGGGGUCUCCAAAAGGGGCAAAGUGUUCUUCCAGAAAGUGGAUUACAUUCCAAAUAGGUCAAAAAAGCUUUCUCUCUGUUUUGCUCCUAGGCUCAGGGUUAUCUAAUGUUGAAAGAUUUGUGUUUCAAGGCAUGCCAUUUGUUCAUGAGACGAGUCCUUAUAAAGACUCCUGAACAAC